AUGAAGUUCAACCCUUUCGUUACCUUGGACCGCAGCAAGAACCACAAACGCCACUUCAAUGCCCCUUCGCAUGUGCGCGAGAAGAUCAUGUCCUCCCCUCUGUCCAAAGAGCUGCGGCAGAAGUACAAUGUGCGCUCCAUGCCCAUCCGCAAGGAUGACGAGGUCCAGGUGGUGCGAGGUCAUUACAAAGGUCAGCAGAUUGGCAAGGUAGUCCAGGUGUGCAGAAAGAAGUAUGUCAUCUACGUCGAAAGAGUGCAGCGUGAGAAGGCUAAUGGUACCACAGUGCAUUGGGGGCGCGGGGCCGUGAACUUCCGGGGGCGGGGGCGGCGCGGGGUGUCCCCAAAGUCCGAGGUGGCGAGAGGGACUCCGAAUCCCGAGGGCGAAGGACGGCGAAAGGGGGCUGCGAAGUUCCGUACCCGAGAGCGAAGGGGCACUCAGGCUCGGACACCGCGGGGAGCCCCGAGCUGGCGAGAGGCGUUUGAGGCGCAUGACUGGGAGGCACAGGACCCGCCCCCAGCCCCAGCCCGAGAGGCCUCCCCUCCCCCAGCCCAGGGGCUCGGGUUUCAGACCUGUGACCGGGACAGCAGCUGCCCAGGACCGCCAGCACUGUCUUUCUCCAGGGAGCAGCCCAUUUUCAGCACAAGAGCACACGUAUUCCAGAUUGACCCAGCCACCAAGAGGAACUGGAUCCCUGCGGGCAAGCACGCACUCACUGUCUCUUAUUUCUACGAUGCCACCCGCAAUGUCUACCGAAUCAUCAGCAUCGGGGGUGCCAAGGCCAUCAUCAACAGCACUGUCACUCCCAACAUGACCUUCACCAAAACCUCCCAGAAGUUUGGUCAGUGGGCAGACAGCCGUGCCAACACAGUCUACGGCCUUGGCUUUGCCUCUGAGCAGCAUCUGACCCAGUUUGCUGAGAAAUUCCAGGAAGUGAAGGAAGCAGCGAGGCUUGCCCGGGAGAAGUCUCAGGAUGGUGGGGAGCUCACCAGCCCAGCCCUGGGGCUUGCCUCCCACCAGGUGCCUCCAAGCCCCCUUGUCAGCGCCAACGGCCCCCCUAGCGACGAGAAACUCUUCCGCAGCCAAAGUGCAGAUGCCCCAGGUCCUGCGGAACGCGAGAGACUUAAGAAGAUGCUGUCUGAGGGCUCUGUGGGUGAGGUGCAGUGGGAGGCCGAGUUCUUCGCGCUGCAGGACAGUAACAACAAGCUGGCCAGCGCCCUGCGGGAGGCCAAUGCAGCAGCCUCACAAUGGAGGCAGCAGCUGGAGGCCCAGCGCGUGGAGGCUGAGCGGCUCAGGCAGCGGGUGGCCGAGCUGGAAGCACAGGCGGCAGCAGAAGCCCCUGCAGUUGCAGUUGUGGAGGAGCCUGUACAGUCGCUGGAGCAGUUGGAGGCAUUGGUGCAAACCAAGGACCAGGAAAUCCAGACACUGAAGAGCCAGACUGGGGGUCCCCGGGAGACCCCAGAUUCUGCUGAGCGAGAGGAGACACAGCAGAAGGUGCAGGACCUGGAGACUCGGAAUGCGGAGCUGGAGCACCAGCUGCGGGUGUCGGAGCACAGCCUGGAGGAGGCCCGGGCUGAGCGGGAGCGGGCACGGGCUGAGGUGGUGCGGGCCACACAGCUGUUGGAUGUCAAACUGUUUGAGCUGAGCGAGCUGCGUGAGGGCCUGGCCCGCCUGGCCGAGGGAGCACCCUGA
This is a messenger RNA of Elephantulus edwardii (Cape elephant shrew), 1689 nucleotides long. RefSeq names its product homer homolog 3 (Drosophila) (gene HOMER3). Lineage: Eukaryota; Metazoa; Chordata; Mammalia; Macroscelidea; Macroscelididae. The record is from RefSeq and is a predicted model, not a curated record. The coding region runs from base 1 to 1689 and encodes 562 amino acids. Gene Ontology annotation, biological process: translation; regulation of store-operated calcium entry; G protein-coupled glutamate receptor signaling pathway. Gene Ontology annotation, molecular function: G protein-coupled glutamate receptor binding; RNA binding; structural constituent of ribosome. The transcript is spliced from 13 exons. Gene Ontology annotation, cellular component: dendrite; cytoplasm; ribosome.